UGUACAAAAUAAUAUUUUAUUCUCAAUCUGACUCAACAAUGGCGUCUCUUUCUCCCCUUUUCUAGUUUCUAACAACGACAUCAUAUCACACUACGAAACCACAUUCAUCAAUCAACGCUAACAGAAUCACCUGGUCAACACAAAGAAGACAGAGAAGAAGAAGAAGACCAAAUGACUCCACUUGGGUCUGCUCUCGUUCCUGCAACUUGCUCCUUCUCCUUCUUCUUUCCCUCGUCAGCUCAAAAGCUCCCUAAAAGCUCACAGACCCACCAACAGCUUCCCAAGAUUUGCGUCGCUGCGAGCUCCGGCGACGGCCAGCUACUGACGAGUGAUGAACCAGCGGUUGCUGAAAGGACGAGCUUCGGAUUGAGGAGCUUGAUUAAGACUUUCUGGGUGGAUGUGGAGAGAGCGGAAGGCAGGGCGCUGAAUGUGAAGCUCAAUGCGGCGGUGGGGAUGGAGUGGGAGAAGGUGGAAAAUGUGGGAGUUAGAGUUGAGCUGAGUAAUGGAUGUGUUGGGUGGGGAGAGGUGGCGGUGCCGCCUGACGUUAAUGGGUCUGGAAAUCAAGCAACGGCGUUGGUGAACGUGAAGGAGGCUUGUGAUUUUUUGAGGCAGACUUCGCCCAUGACACUGAAUUUGGUUCUUGCGGAGAUUGAUCGGAUUCUUCCCGGCCUUCAAUUUGCUUCUGUCAGGGCUGGAGUAGAAAUGGCAUUGAUUGAUGCAAUUGCUAACAGUAUUGAUGUUCCUCUCUGGAGAUUAUUUGGUGGGUUCUCCAAUUCCAUAUCAUCAGCUGUAACAAUUUCAGCAAUCUCUCCAGGUAAAGCUAUUGAGUUGGCUUCUAAGUAUCGCUUACGAGGAUUCAACACCUUCAAGCUUAAUAUGGGAAGUGAUAUAAAUAGAGAUAUAGAGGUUUUUCAAGCUAUAAAGGCAGCUCAUCCCCUUUGUUCCUUUAUCUUUGAUGCAAAUCAAGCUUACAUUUCAAAACAAGCUAUUGAUGUCCUUGACAAGCUGCAUGAAUUUGGUGUGCUUCCUGUUGUUUUUGAGCAACCUGUGAAAAGAAAUGACUGGAAAGGUCUCGGUGAAGUGAGUAGAAUUGCCAGAAAUACAUAUGGAGUAUCUGUUUCUGCAGAUGAAAGUUGCCAGAAUUCAAAUGAUGUUGAGAAAAUAAUAAAGGAGAAAUUGGCUGAUGUGAUCAACAUCAAAUUAUCCAAAUUUGGGGUUCUUGGGGCCCUCGAAAUUAUCAAUUUAGCCAGAAAAUCAAACCUUAAUCUCAUGAUAAAUAGCAUGAUUCAGACCAGACUUGCCACAGGCUUUGCUGCUCAUAUGGCUGCUGGUCUUGGCUGCUUCAAAUAUGUCAAUCUAGACACUCCUUUUCUGAUGGCAGAGGAUCCAGUUAUUGGGGGUUACGAAGUUUCUGGUGGUGUUUACAAGUUUGUGAAUAGCAGAGGUCAGGGAGGCUUCCUCAACUGGAAUCUUGAUUCUUGCUGAGAUAUAUUUCUGUAAGUGCUUACAAUUUAUUCUAAUAUUUCAUGAGUUAAUUACCUUGA
This is a messenger RNA of Carica papaya (papaya), 1544 nucleotides long. Its product is annotated as L-Ala-D/L-amino acid epimerase-like. Gene Ontology annotation, molecular function: racemase and epimerase activity, acting on amino acids and derivatives. The record is from RefSeq and is a predicted model, not a curated record. NCBI's taxonomy places the organism in Eukaryota, Viridiplantae, Streptophyta, Magnoliopsida, Brassicales, Caricaceae.